Schistocerca nitens (vagrant locust) is the source of this 2820-nucleotide messenger RNA. RefSeq names its product basic proline-rich protein-like. The record is from RefSeq and is a predicted model, not a curated record. The transcript has 4 exons. The coding region runs from base 1 to 2820 and encodes 939 amino acids. NCBI's taxonomy places the organism in Eukaryota, Metazoa, Arthropoda, Insecta, Orthoptera, Acrididae.
AUGACGACAGUGCAGUCAGCACCGUAUUUAGAUGUCUGUCUGUGUCGACCCAGGGCCGCGACUCCAGCAGAAGCCACUGUGCGCCUGCAGGCAGACCUGGGAACCGCCGUGCUACACUACCCCCGUGUGCUCUCCAGUCGCGACAAAGAGCCACCUCAUUGGCUGCAAGCAAGCGCGAAUGUGGCCGAGCAGGCGGGCCCUUCAGACGCGCGCCCGGAAACGGGAAGCACCGCGGAGCUGAAUCUGGCCAGUAAUGACGUCACUGAGGGUGCGCCGCGCUUGCCCUCUUCCAACGAGCGACAAGCUUCACCGAUAAUACCUGAUGUAGACAUGGUGGAGUACGAAGCGACCUGGUCCCCACCACGUGGUCCACACCACCUGGUCCCCGAGACCUGGUCCCCACCACCUGGUCCCCACCACCUGGUCCCCGAGACCUGGUCCCCACCACGUGGUCCACACCACCUGGUCCCCACCACCUGGUCCACACCACCUGCUCCACACCACCUGGUCCCCGAGACCUGGUCCCCACCACCUGGUCCCCACCAGCUGGUCCCCGAGACCUCGUCCCCACCACGUGGUCCACACCACCUGGUACACACCACCAGGUCCACACCACCUGGUCCCCACCACCUGGUCCACACCACCUGGUCCCCACCACCUGCUCCACACCACCUGGUCCCCACCACCUCGUCCCCGAGACCUGGUCCCCACCACGUGGUCCACACCACCUGGUCCCCGAGACCUGGUCCCCACCACCUGGUCCACACCACCUGGUCCCCGAGACCUGGUCCCCACCACCUGGUCCACACCACCUGGUCCCCGAGACCUGGUCCCCACCACGUGGUCCACACCACCUGGUCCCCGAGACCUGGUCCCCACCACCUGGUCCACACCACCUGGUCCCCGAGACCUGGUCCCCACCACCUGGUCCACACCACCUGGUCCCCGAGACCUGGUCCCCACCACCUGGUCCACACCACCUGGUCCCCGAGACCUGGUCCCCACCACCUGGUCCACACCACCUGGUCCCCGAGACCUGGUCCCCACCACGUGGUCCACACCACCUGGUCCCCGAGACCUGGUCCCCACCACCUGGUCCCCACCACCUGGUCCCCGAGACCUGGUCCCCACCACGUGGUCCACACCACCUGGUCCCCACCACCUGGUCCACACCACCUGGUCCCCACCACCUGCUCCACACCACCUGGUCCCCGAGACCUGGUCCCCACCACCUGGUCCCCACCAGCUGGUCCCCGAGACCUGGUCCCCACCACGUGGUCCACACCACCUGGUACACACCACCAGGUCCACACCACCUGGUCCCCACCACCUGGUCCACACCACCUGGUCCCCACCACCUGCUCCACACCACCUGGUCCCCACCACCUCGUCCCCGAGACCUGGUCCCCACCACGUGGUCCACACCACCUGGUCCCCGAGACCUGGUCCCCACCACCUGGUCCACACCACCUGGUCCCCGAGACCUGGUCCCCACCACCUGGUCCACACCACCUGGUCCCCGAGACCUGGUCCCCACCACGUGGUCCACACCACCUGGUCCCCGAGACCUGGUCCCCACCACCUGGUACACACCACCUGGUCCCCACCACCUGGUCCACACCACCUGGUCCCCGAGACCUGGUCCCCACCACCUGGUCCACACCACCUGGUCCCCGAGACCUGGUCCCCACCACCUGGUCCACACCACCUGGUCCCCGAGACCUGGUCCCCACCAUGUGGUCCACACCACCUGGUUCCCGAGACCUGGUCCCCACCACCUGGUCCCCACCACCUGGUCCCCGAGACCUGGUCCCCACCACCUGGUCCACACCACCUGGUCCACACCACCUGGUCCCCGAGACCUGGUCCCCACCACCUGGUCCACACCACCUGGUCCCUGAGACCUGGUCCCCACCACCUGGUCCACACCACCCGGUCCCCGAGACCUGGUCCCCACCACCCGGUCCCCGAGACCUGGCCCCACCACGUGGUCCACACCACCUGGUCCCCGAGACCUGGUCCCCACCACCUGGUCCACACCACCUGGUCCCCGAGACCUGGUCCCCACCACCGGGUCCACACCACCUGGUCCCUGAGACCUGGUCCCCACCACCUGGUCCACACCACCCGGUCCCCGAGACCUGGUCCCCACCACCCGGUCCCCGAGACCUGGCCCCACCACGUGGUCCACACCACCUGGUCCCCGAGACCUGGUCCCCACCACCUGGUCCACACCACCUGGUCCCCGAGACCUGGUCCCCACCACCGGGUCCACACCACCUGGUCCACACCAUCUGGUCCCCGAGACCUGGUCCACACCACCUGGUCCCCGAGACCUGGUCCCCACCACCUGGUCCACACCACCUGGUCCCCGAGACCUGGUCCCCACCACCUGGUCCACACCACCUGGUCCCCGAGACCUGGUCCCCACCACGUGGUCCAUACCACCUGGUCCCCGAGACCUGGUCCCCACCACCUGGUCCACACCACCUGGUCCACACCACCUGGUCCCCGAGACCUGGUCCCCACCACCUGGUCCACACCACCUGGUCCACACCACCUGGUCCCCGAGACCUGGUCCCCACCACCUGGUCCACACCACCUGGUCCCCGAGACCUGGUCCCCACCACCUGGUCCACACCACCUGUUCCCCGAGACCUGGUCCCCACCACCUGGUCCCCGAGACCUGGUCCACACCACGUGGUCCACACCGCGUACUGGGCGCAGGUUCUGGGCGCAGCUUUGGCAUAUCGCGGCCACACAGGUACGCCGACCGACCCGCUGCCGCUCUCCGCCGUUUCUGCGGACAGCCAGAGCUGA